UGAGAACCAAACAGGGCCAUGCUAUCCAAAUGCGGCUAAGUCAGACCAUCAUGUCUUCCUCCGCUUUGCCUUUGCCACACAGAUGCUCGUUCACCACCACCACCUCAUUCGCCCAAUCCAACCGUACAUAUUCUUCAACACCUGUAAACAACAAAGCCCCAUUGGCUUCUCCCCACCUUGAUCAACAAUGCUCUUCCCAGGACUCCAUCAAACGCCAUUUCGACCACGGCUUCCCUCAAAAGGCAAAAACCAUUCGGUACCGUUUCAGCCAGCUCUGCAAAGAGGGCCAAAUACAUGUUGCCCGCCAACUGUUCGACUCAAUUCCUCAACCAACUACGGUUCUCUGGAACGCGAUUAUCAUUGGGUAUAUUUGCAACGACUUGCACCAUGAAGCCAUUGCUUUGUAUUCCAAAAUGAUGAAGAGUUCCAGUCAGCACCAGCCUGAUCCUUACACUUUCUCAUCUGUUCUGAAAGCUUGCGCCGAAACGAAAGAGCUCAGAAUAGGUAAAGCAGUUCAUUGUCAUAUUUUGAGGUCGGGUAUAUACGCUGGUAGGAUUGUGUAUAACUCUCUUUUGAAUGUGUAUGCCACUUGCCUGAGCAGUUUUGAUGCUUUAUAUAGCUGUGACUUGGUGAAAAGGGUGUUUAGUACUAUGCCUAAAAGAAAUGUGGUUGCUUGGAACACCAUCAUUUCUUGGUAUUUGAAAACAGAGAGACCUGUUGAAGGGCUAGUCCAUUUUGUGAUGAUGUUGAAAAUGGGUAUAAAACCGACUCCUGUUAGUUUUGUUAAUGUGUUUCCGGCCACUUCUAGAGUGAUGGAUGUUCAAAUUGCUCAUGUUCUUUAUGGCAUGGUUAUUAAAUUUGGGGAUGAGUAUGUUAAUGAUUUGUUUGUCGUGAGUUCAGCAAUAUAUAUGUAUGCUGAGCUCGGUUGCCUUGCUGAUGCUAGGAGGAUUUUUGACCAUUGCUUGGAGAGGAAUAUAGAGAUUUGGAACUCUCUCAUUGGUGGAUGUGUUCAGAAUAAUUGUGCCAUUGAAGCACUUCAUCUUUUUCUCGAAGCACUAGAGGCACAAGAUGAUGUUGGAGUUGAUGAUGUGACUUUUCUUUCAGCGUUAACUGCAACAUCACAAUUGCAGAGUCUAGGUUUUGCUCAGCAGCUACACGCAUCCUUGAUUAAGAAUUCAUUGGUAUCACAUGCUAUCCUUCAAAAUGCCAUUGUGUCCACGUAUUCGAAGUGCAAUAGCAUUAGUGAAUCAUUUCGAGUUUUUAAUGGAAUGCAAGAAAGAGAUAUUGUUUCUUGGAAUACAAUGGUUUCUGCACUAGUACAGAAUGGAAUGGAUGUUGAGGGAUUGAUGCUUGUGCACGAGAUGCAAUCUCAAAAAUUUAUGAUUGAUGGUGUAACUAUCGCUGCUGUACUUUCUGCAGCAUCAAAUUUAAGAAAUCUGGAUAUUGGAAAACAGACCCAUGCUUACUUGAUCAGGCAUAGAAUUCAAUUUGAAGGGAUGAAUACUUAUGUAAUAGAUAUGUAUGCUAAAUCUGGUAUGAUGAAAGCUGCACAAGCAGUGUUCAAUAUGAACUGCUCAAAGGAUAGAGACCCAGCCAUGUGGAAUGCUAUGAUUUCAGCAAAUACCCAUAAUGGGUUAAUUGAGAAAUCUUUUGCUGUCCUUAGGCAGAUGCUUGAGCUGGAUCUCACUCCAACUGCUGUCACAUUGGCAUCAAUUCUCCCUGCAUGCAGUCAGUCGGGAAGUUUAGCUCUGGGUAAGGCAAUCCAUGGUUUUGCUAUUCGCAACUUUCUGGAUGAUAAUGUCUUUGUGGGCUCUGCCCUGGUGGACAUGUACUCAAAAUCAGGUGCAAUCCACUAUGCAGAAAGUGUUUUUGAAAAGUCACCCAAUAAAAAUUCUAUUACUUAUACUAACAUGAUAGUGGGUUAUGGCCAACAUGGGAUGGGUGACAAAGCUAUCUUGCUUUUUAAUGCCUGGAGGGGAAGUGGAUUCCAACCUGACGGAGUUCCCUUCCUAGCGGCCUUGUCUGCAUGCAGUUAUUCAGGAUUGAUUACUGAAGGUCUUCAAAUUUUUGAGUCAAUGAGAGAUCAUGAGGUGCAGCCCUCUCUGGAGCACUAUGCUUGUGUGGUGGACAUGUUAGGACGAGUUGGUAGAGUGGUUGAAGCAUACAUGUUUGCUGAUGAAAUAGAUGAGGAGUGUAAUGUUCUAGGAAUCUGGGGUUCACUUCUUGCUGCUUGUCGAAUACAUAAAAAUUUUGAAUUGGGAAAAGUUGUUGCUGACAAGUUGCUUGCCUUGGCCGGAGGAGAUAAGACGACAGGUUACCAUGUGCUACUUUCAAAUAUUUAUGCAGCCGAAGGAAACUGGGAAUAUGUAAAUAGGGUGAGAAGAGGAAUGAGGGAAAAAGGUCUGACAAAAGAGGUAGGGUGCAGUUGGAUUAACAUUUCUGGUGUAGCACACUGUUUUGCAUCUAAAGAUGAAGCCCAUCCUGUCUGCUGUGAGAUAUAUGAAAUGUUGGGGUAUUUGAGCACCAAUAUGAAGGAUGCUGGUUAUAGUGCUUCUUUGAGAUGGCAAGAAGUUUGGGUCUCAGAAUUUGGGGAGUGAAUAUUUAUACUGUAUUCAAUGCAACAGGAUCCCAUAAUUGGAAGAAAAUUCAUGUGAUUAUGCAGUCACCUGUUUGGGUUGGGCAGCAUAAGGUAUUGCCAAAUAAGGUUUUUCAGAAUUUGUGGUUUUCUCUGCAGAAAGGUAUGCUGAUACUUUUUUGACAUUUAUUAACAUCAAUCAGAUAGACAAAGAGACUCGGAACGUAUUGGCUACAUUUUAGUCGUCCUCCAUUUGCACGUGAUUCUCACGUGUUUGUUGGUUAACAAUUAACAAUUGGAAGAAAGAGUUCUGAGGGUGAUUUUUUAAUGCGGGGCUCGAUGGACAUCGGCAGCUUACCCACUUCGCCAGGCAACUUCACACGUUUCUACCCACUCCCUCAGUGCUUUUCCUUUCUUCAUUUUUUCAUUCAUCUCCCUCUCCUCUUCAUCCUUCUUCUUCCUCUUUUAUUUUGUUUUCUUAAUUUUUUUGGUCAAAAUUGCCUUCUUUCGUUUACCCUUUCUGCUGUAUGUAGAAGUAUGUGAUAAACGAGGACAAAGCUGAGAUUCUUCUAAGCUUUUAGGUGGUAUUCUUCUCUCUCCUCCAAACCCCAAAGUUCCGCCAUCUGUUUCUUGCUUGGUAUCAGGAACAAUGGUUCAAUGUAUAUCAAAAGUAGACCUUGUUCUACCCGCUCCCUCUCUUUGGUUUGUCUCUUGGAUAUCUCCUUCGUUGUCGACCACGUGUUCUUGAUUUCCCAAGGGAAGAGAGUCAAAUACAAAUUUCUAGAUCUCCUGCCAAUCAAAUGUGCAAAUGGUCCCUUCCUGAAUAGAAGUGCCAAAUUAUUGAAGAACUUGAGCAAAGGAUUGUAAUGAUGGAAACUUCAUUAAGCAGGUUUGGAAUGAUCUUGGAUUCUGUUCAGAGUGACAUCAACCAAGUCGAUAAAGAAACAAAAGAAUUAGUGUUUGAGGAUAAGUAUUCAAUUCUACUACUACCAUUUUGUUUUUCUGUAUUUUGUGCGGACCAGAUCCAUCGAGCUUUGCAUGUCCGUUAACUUUCAUUUUUUAUGACUUUUAUUACCUGUUGAUGACUAUAAACAUUCAGAAGCCCAAACUUCUUCACUCUUCAGGCACUUAAUUCAAUCAAUUACCGGAAAAAAAGGAACACUACAGAAUUUUCUUGAAGGUAGUAAAGAGUUCAGAGCUUCAUAGUCGCAGUAUAUCAGAUGAAUUUCAAGUCUUGGGCUCUUUAAUUUGCUUAAGGACAGUUUGCCUAACGCAGAUUUUUUUCCCCUGCAGUUGGGUCCUUUUUUUACCAUAGAAGUUUUGUCUCCUAUUUCACCAACUAGCUACUACCAUUGGAAGUCCUCCUGUGAUCGCUGUGCACUGAACUUGUAGGAUAUUCAUGGUUUCUGAAUACUCUUUAUGUGAUAUCCAUGAUGCUGUUGUACGAGGAUGUGCAUUUAUACUACGUUGGGACAUCGUCUGCCAUGCAAAUGAAUGUUCUUUUGUGAGCCAUCCUUUACCAUCCAACAGGAAGAGUUUACAAGUAAUAGAUAGCUAAUGAUUUACGAGUAGCAGAAAUUUGAAGUAAACAUGAUGAAUGCUUGAUGGUCGUUUGUGUGGAACUAAAUGCAUUAUCACUCUCAGUUUUUGUUGAAAAAAAAAUUUAUUUUAUUUUUUUGUAUAAAUGGAUCAAUGUCCUUCA
Messenger RNA from Coffea arabica (coffee), 4277 nucleotides. The record is from RefSeq and is a predicted model, not a curated record. NCBI's taxonomy places the organism in Eukaryota, Viridiplantae, Streptophyta, Magnoliopsida, Gentianales, Rubiaceae.